Argiope bruennichi is the source of this 4954-nucleotide messenger RNA. Its product is annotated as muscarinic acetylcholine receptor DM1-like. Bases 464 to 2047 code for a protein of 527 amino acids. Gene Ontology annotation, biological process: adenylate cyclase-inhibiting G protein-coupled acetylcholine receptor signaling pathway; G protein-coupled receptor signaling pathway, coupled to cyclic nucleotide second messenger; chemical synaptic transmission. Gene Ontology annotation, cellular component: synapse; dendrite; plasma membrane. The record is from RefSeq and is a predicted model, not a curated record. Lineage: Eukaryota; Metazoa; Arthropoda; Arachnida; Araneae; Araneidae. Gene Ontology annotation, molecular function: G protein-coupled serotonin receptor activity; G protein-coupled acetylcholine receptor activity. The transcript has 2 exons.
GUCUGCGUGCGCAAGUAUUUUCCAGAUAAGCCCUUGCGCGGGGGAGUCGAGUGCCCUUUGAUUCAGUGAGACCUAGAAAGAAAACAAAAUGAAUAACAUCCCUUUGUUUACUCUCCGGAAUUUGUUGAACACCUAGAAGGACCAGGUCUCCUGCUUCUUGUUCAGCCUUCCACAGACUUCACCAUCUCCCCAAGAAAACGCUUCUGGGCCAUUAUGCUGCCAUACCUUAUCGAUUGAUUUGGAAUGUGACUCAUGGAUCCCUUCAGUAAAACUUGAAUCAUCUCUCUCCUCCACAGAACUGGGAUGCUAAUGGUCUUUGGAGAAAGAGAAUGAAGAGAGAUAAUGGAACCUUUGAACAGAAAUUUUCUACUUCAGUAUAGAAAAGCUUUUUUUACUGAUAUCCCAAUGAGAUCAGUUUCCAAAAUUUUUCUUUAGACGAAUUUUUGAUUUUACUUACCUAAAAAUGUCCGAAGAUAGCACAAACGGGACUUUAUUUGAUGGCUGCAAUGCCACUCCAGAAAAUGUUACUGUGAAUACAUACACAGCUUUUCAAACAACUUUAAUAGCGACUGUAACAACACUUCUGAGUUUAGUGACAAUCAUUGGUAAUGUAUUAGUUAUGGUUUCUUUCAACAUGGAUAAAAGGCUCCAAACUGUUAAUAACUAUUUCUUAUUAAGUUUGGCAGUGGCGGAUUUUAUGAUUGGUUUAUUUUCCAUGCCUCUUUUCACCACAUAUACACUGAUGGAAGGAUGGACCUUAGGACCAGUCGUUUGCGAUCUUUGGCUUGCACUGGAUUACUUAUGUAGCAACGCUUCUGUUCUUAACUUGCUUAUGAUCAGUUUCGAUCGUUAUUUUUCCAUUACGAAUCCUUUCUUAUACAGAGCAAAACGUAACAGUCGCAUGGCAGCAAUAAUGAUAGCCUGUGCUUGGGUUAUAUCUUUCUUGACUUGGCCACCUUGGAUUCUUGCUUGGCCUUACAUAGAAGGCAAAAGAUCUGUUCCAGACAAUAAAUGCUAUAUUCAGUUCCUUGAGACCAAUUCAUACAUUACUGUUAUAACCGCUUUAAUCGCUUUUUAUGUGCCCGUCAUCGUAAUGUGCGUACUUUAUUAUAAGAUAUGGAGAGCAACAGAAAUACGAAAGCAGUUCAUCUCUGAUAUGAAUUCCGAAAAUGAACAGUCUAGACCGUCUAAGGAAAGCUAUACAGGUGCUCCUGCUGCAGAAGACCAGACUUGCAAACACCAAGUCAAAAGAUUUCUUAUUACUUUAUGCAAUGUGGAUUGCGACGAUAUUGCUGAAGAUGAGAACCUGAGUCCUGGAGUAAAUACACCAAGUUCAGCAGAAACGCCAAUCCAGUCUUCCAGAACAACUUCGGUGUCUCUUCGCCCUGAUCAAAUUGCGUAUCUUGAUUCUUUAGUUAAUAAAGAAAGAGAAACCAAAAAUCAGUCUGAUUCAAUUUAUACCGUUUUGAUUCGAUUACCUGAACAAACCAAUUCUGAAACUGAACUUCAACCGUCUGUUACUAUGAUACCUGGUGAAAUUCCAAAGUUUCCAGCUCCGAUGAGACCUUCAUUGAGCACGAGUGCUCUUAUGGCUCAUUCUGUGACAAAUUCUUCUAUUGCUCGAUGUAGUUCUACUGAAGUUCUCAAUGCCACUCAUCUCGCUGCAACAGCUGGAAGGCAAGUCAGACUACCAAGACCUAAUCUGAAGAAAAAAAACAAUAAGGCUCCUGAUCCUAAAAAGAACGAUCGAAAGGCUGCGCGAACUCUGAGCGCCAUUUUGGCUGCUUUUAUAGUCACAUGGACUCCAUAUAACGUCCUUGUUCUUGUGAAAAGCGUGGAGACUUUUGUAAGCUGCAACGAUAUCAUACCUCAAGGACUAUGGGAUUUCUCUUAUUACCUUUGCUACAUUAACAGUAUGGUAAAUCCUAUAUGCUAUGCUCUCGCCAAUGUUAACUUCAGGAAAACUUAUUGGAGAAUACUAACUUGCACUUGGAAGAAGCAAUCAAAGUUAAGUAUUAUUCGUGGUCUUCAUAAAAGGGCAUCCUGACAUAAGGUUGACAGAAGGGUCAUGAAGCAUUCAGCAAAUACGAAGAACAAAGUACAGUCGAACCCGGUAUCAUAUCCAAAGGAGAUGGUAACAUACCGUUUGGCUAAGGAUCCACCAAAGAAAGAAAAUGAUGUAACUGAUAUGGAAUGUUAAGUUCUUCACAUGCGUGAUGGUCAGUUUGGCCCUUUUGAGAAUUUUCAAAGCUAAAUUGGCUGCAAACUGAUUGUGAAGUCAUGCACUCAAAUGUCAAUAGUUAAUAUGUAUCGAAUUUUACAAAAGACAUAAGUUUUACUUGUUAAUAUAGCUCAAUAAUUGCAUAAUUGCAAUAUCAUCUCAUUAUGAAAACGGACAGAAACAUAAAUUAACAAAUAAAGAUUUUUUUUUCCAUUGAUUUAACAGGUUCAGUUAAUAUAUUACUUUUUCUUUAUCUUAAAUUUAGAUUAUAUCUUGGAAAAUAAAAAUGUUAAUUACCUAGUGUACAUAUUUGCUAGUUUUUGUAUUAUGCUGAUUGAGAACUUAUUUCAUUGAUAGUUGAGUGUAACUAUAUGUAAGGAAGGUUUUUUAAAGUACGUUUAGUGUCUGUAUUUCUGUAAUAAAUCUGAGUCUAUUCCGUCUGGGUACUGAUCAUGUUAACCACGAAUAAUAAAAUAAUUGUCCAGCAAAUUAAGACAUAAAAAAUUAAAAAAAUUAAUUCAUUUUAGGGAUAAAAAACAAAUAUUUUUGUAACUUUUUAUUACUCAAAUUUAACUUUUAAAAGUUUUAGCAAAAGGAAAAAGAUGUUUCCAAAAGACUAUAAAACAUGACGUGCAUCUUUGUAUUUACUUAUUGAAUAUUCUUAACAUAAUAGAGAACACUUUUAUAAACAAAAAACAUGAUGUUUGUACACAAAUUCGUCAAAGAACAAAACUGAGAUAUAAAAUUUUUAAUGUUUCGAGGUUUUAAAAUUUUUUUGUUGUUUUUUAAGAAUAUAUAGUUAUAUGUGAAUUCUUUUAAAGCUGACAAAAUGUUAUCUGAAGUGAUUUUUCUUAUCCUGCUCUGUCAGGAUAAUGUUGAGCUUGAAGAAAAUAAAAUACCUUCACAAUUAUAAAACUCCAUCGUCACUCGGCAUUAAACGUUUUUGUAUUAGGUACGUUUAAGCUUAAAAUGUUACUAAAAUGAAACAUAACAUCGUUAAAGACAUUGUUUAAGAUAUAUAGAAAGAGAUAAAAUAAUCUGGUCAGUUUAUAAUAUAAUUCACGUCAAUUUCAAUAUUAAAGAUUUCAAAAACUAAGAAUAUAGAACUAAGAAUCAGUUAAAGAAAUCUAAAUGGUAACACAUUUAAGAAAAUUAUAAGAGUAAACAGAAAAUAUUUGGCAUAAAUUGAUAAUUUUUGCUUUUAAAAACAUUCACUUUUAAAUCAAAAAUAAUAUCAAAUUCAAAUAUGUAUCAAGCAGUAUCAAUUUUCAAAUUACGAUGAGUCCUAUAGCUUGAAUGUUUUCCCUAAAAUUACACUUUUUACUUGACUUUUUAGACAUUCCUUGAAGUGCCAUAUGAAAUUGUUAAAUGAACGAAUAAAAAAAUGGGAAAGAAAAUUAUAUACUGGAACUUUAUUAAAUUCGAAAUGAUUUAUUGUUGAUAUAUAUUAAUAAUUGUAUAAAAAGCAUUUUUUUUUUUUUUUAUUAUAAAGAAAUUGAGGUUUGUUUAGGAUUGCACUAUACAAUAUGAAUGGCAAAACCAUUAUGAAUUCUUACUUGCUCAGAUUUAAAAGAUACGUGUAUGUAUGUUUCAAUUAUUGUUAUGUACAUAUUUCAACAAUGUAACUUUAUAGUAUCGCACCAUCACUUUUUGAAUUGUGGUAAUUGUGUAUCUGGUUGUUCAAUGUUAUAUAUGAACUCACAAGAAAGAAAAGAAUUUGAAAUUCUUUUUGAAGUAUCAUACUUUAUUUAUGAGCUUUUUGUAUUUUGUAACGAAUAUGUCUCUUUAGUAUUUUCGUAAUCAUUAUUAUUUUCUAUUUUCUGGUCUCUGUCCAUUUAACAUUCCAUGCCCCAAAUGUAUGUCGAGAAGUUUUUAUUUUGUUAUAUAAUGUAUUUGGCAUGCCUUUAUUUAAAUAAAUGUUCUCUAAAUGUGUAGAUUAUUUAAAGAACAUGGUGCGUUUUUAUAUAUAUAUAUACUUCAUAUCGGACUCAGAAUCUUAAUUUAUCUAUGUAAAUACAAUGCGAUAAUCGUGUGCUUGUUUUUAAGGUGCUGGUUGUUUUGUAAACAUGUUCUCAGUUUCUUUUAGUAGAAGUAGUAUACGUGUUAUAUAAUCUGUUGUCUGUUUGGAAUAUUUAUAGUAUAUCAUCUACUGUUGUGUAUAAAAGUUUUAUAAUUUCAGUUAAAAUGCUGCCUAAAAUGUACAGUUAGACAGGAAUCAUGAGUGCUUCAAGAAAAAUAUCUAUUUCAGCGUUUUGAAAUGUGUACAAGCAAAAAAAAAAGGUAUCUGCUUACCUACAGAUUUCUGAUGGUGCUUUCUUAUUAUGAAGAACUAAAUUUAAUGAACUGUGCAAUAGUAAAUAUCAUAGAUAACAACAAAAUUUAGUAUUUGGCUACGCUGAUGUAGAAAUUGAUGGAAGCUACCACCGCAAUGAUGUACAGUCUAGAUUUUAGAUAGAAAGAAUAUCAAGAAUCUAAUAACUGGGCCGAUAUGUUAGGAAAGUCAAUCUGAAUGUUUUUUGUUUUUUCUAUUUGUAGUCCCGUAGAGGUCAAUUGAUGUUGAAAUCUGUUUGCUCAAAGGUCAGGUACCUAAUAUCCAUAAAAAAGCUCUUAGAUGUUAUGAUAAAAACUGCAUUUACAUAUGUGUUGACUGCUCACACUUUUGUAAUAUGCUACGAACAGUAGCGACAUUUCUGGUAUUUGUGACGUAAAUGUUCUGGUAUCAGUUUAAUUGAU